AUGCGGUGCCAUGCGCGGCUUCCGCUGGUGUUUCACCCGGGCUAUUCGCCCCCAUGGCCCGACAAGCACCGGUUUCCCAUGUGGAAAUUCCGCGACCUCGCGUUGCAGCUGCAAGCCGACGGCCUCGUCCAUGCCUCGCCGGCCUCGGGUGAGGCGCCCUUUCUGCGGCCGGUAAAGGCCUUGGAGGAACAGGUGCUGCUGGCGCACGACCAGGACUACUACGAGGGAUUUUGCACCAACAGCCUCCCAGCCCACCUUUGGCGCCGAAUCGGCUUCACCCAGCGGCCCUGCCAUGCGCAGCUGGUGCAGCGGACGCAGCUGGAGGUCAGUGGGACGCUGCUGGCGGCGCGGAAGGCGCUGGAACGUGGCAUGGCAGGCAACUUGGCCGGUGGCACCCAUCACGCCCACCGAGCCUAUGGAAGCGGAUACACCGCACUGAAUGACCUGGCAAUCACGGCAAAAGUUCUUCUCAAGGAAGAAGCUGUGGCUCGCCUGCUGAUUUGCGAUCUGGACGUCCACCAAGGUGACGGCACAGCGGAAAUUUUGAAGGAGGAACCGAGAGCCUUCACCAUGUCAGUCCAUUGCAAGGACAACUUUCCCUUCGGCUUUAAGGGCAUGUCUCAUCUUGGCCAUGAUCAAAGCGAUUGGAAUGUGGCGUUGCCCAAGGGCACCGCUGAUGCUGUGUAUUUGGCCACGGUCUUCGAACAUCUGCAGGCUGUUCUGGAGGACUUUCGUCCUGAGCUGGUCCUGUACGAUGCCGGGGUCGAUGUUCAUGUGGAAGACGAUCUGGGGAAUUUCUGCAUUUCCUGGGACGGCUUGCGAAAGCGAGAAGAGAUGGUCCUUCAACUCUGUGUUUCCAAGGGCAUUCCAAUUGCUUUCGCGCGGGCGCCCGAUGACGCCCGGAGGCCUUUGAGGUCAUCGGGGGUGGCUAUCACCGCAAUGCCAAACAUUUGUCCAAACGCCACGCCUUGGUCUUCCACGCUGCGGCCAAGCUUUACCACGGAUAGGGAGGCUGUGAGAUGCGGCAGAAACCGUGGAAGGAGGCGUUGGACAUGGGUGCCGGUUGCCGAUGCCAAACCGGCAGGCAGGAAGAGGAUGCCUGAGCAGUCAACUGUUUUAUCCGCAAUGUUGGACAAUUGGACCACCCCGGCGAAUUUCUACUUGACUCUCCCGUUCCAGGACGCCGUGCUCAAACGCCAAGCCUUGCGGAAUUCAAACAGUUGCGCGCAGGGGAUACCAAAAUGGCGGUUUCUCUUUUUAUUUGUUACCAAGCUUGGAAAGAAGGUCUUUUUUUAA
This is a messenger RNA of Cladocopium goreaui, 1296 nucleotides long. Lineage: Eukaryota; Dinophyceae; Suessiales; Symbiodiniaceae. The record is from the annotation of a GenBank genome assembly.